AUCGAUUUAGGGCUCAAGGUUUUGAAAGUGUUCCCAUAUCCAAUAACUAUAACCACCGUUCAGUUUGCCGUUGGGACUAUACUUGUUCUGUUCAUGUGGACAUCUAAUCUCUACAGACGGCCAAAAAUUAGUGGUGCACAGCUUGUAGCAAUUCUCCCAUUGGCAGUGGUGCACACCUCAGGCAACCUUUUCACAAACAUGAGUCUUAGAAAAGUUGCUGUUUCAUUACACACAAUUAAAGCCAUGGAGCCCUUCUUCUCAGUUGUCCUCUCUGCUAUGUUUUUAGGGGAGAUACCCACCUUGUGGGUGGUUGCUUCUCUGUUACCAAUUGUUGGUGGAGUGGGACUGGCGUCAAUGACAGAGGCAUCUUUUAAUUGGCCCGGGUUUUGGAGUGCAAUGGCUUCUAAUUUGACCAACCAAUCUCGUAAUGUCCUUAGCAAAAAGUUUAUGGUCAAGAAAGAGGAAUCUUUGGAUAACAUUACUCUCUUCUCAAUUAUAACAAUUAUGUCCUUCUUCUUGUUGACUCCAUUUACUCUUUUCAUGGAAGGAGUCAAGGUCACCCCUGCAUACCUACAAUCUGCUGGGUUGAAUGUCAGACAGCUUUACAUUAGAUCUCUCCUUGCUGCACUCUGCUUCCAUGCAUAUCAACAG
Messenger RNA from Camellia sinensis, 651 nucleotides. The record is from RefSeq and is a predicted model, not a curated record. Lineage: Eukaryota; Viridiplantae; Streptophyta; Magnoliopsida; Ericales; Theaceae.